AUGGAGGAGCUGUGGCCCUGGCGUUGCAACCAGUGCCAUCGAAUAAACAAGAAGACUGCCAUCCAUUGCGUCAUCUGUCAUGGUCACUGGACCAAUGGGGAACGACACAGUACACAGCCCAAGCAGACCUCGCAAAGGAACGAGGCCAAUGCCUGGGAAGAAUGGUCCCGGUCAUGGGACGACCAUCAACAGAACUGGGAAUGGAAUCAGCAUUCAAGAUCAGCCUCAAGAGCAAGUACGCACAGCUCUCGAAGCUCACACAGUGCAAAGCCCAUUGCCCAGACCAAACACAACAAGGGGAAGGGGAAGAAAAAAUCCAAGAACCUCAGCGAAGGGAAAAGCAAAGGCACAGGUGGAGGUGCGAUUGCAAAUUCGCCCUUUGCGCCCCUUGCCACAGAAAUGCCACCUUGGCCCACCACGGAUUCGGCUGUGAACCCACUGAUGCCGCAGGGGCCCUCUCUUUCCUCCCAACAAGCUAUCGAUGCUGUUGCCCAGAAAAGAGAAGUUGUACAAGCCCUACGUGCCGCUUAUCCAGACAGUGCCAACACGCCGGAGGACACCAAGGAGCUGAUCGACAAGAUGGAGAAGGACAUAGAGAAAUUGGAGAAAGAGAACUCCAAGGCCACUACCAAAAAUCUCCAUUCAGCCACGAAAGCCUUAGGAAAGGCCCAGAAGACGCUCACAGAGGCGCUGGAAGCCAAAAGAGAUCACAGGCUCAGAUGGACCAAACACAUUGCCAAUGCAGCCAAAACGUGGGAGAAUCAACUCCACGAAUAUCGACAGCAACAAGCCACCUUCCAAGAAGUGGCUACGAAGGCCAGGUCAGACAUCGAACAUGCACGGAGUGCCAUCCAGUCGUUGUCAACCAAAGCCACAUCGGCCACCCUAGCAUCGAUGCCGCCGAUCACACCAAUCAGUGCAGAAACCGAAGAUACUGCGAUCGAUGUAGAUCAGGAGGCAGAAAGUGUCCAACAGCAGCUACAGUCUAUUCUCCAGAGCUGUGCGGCUUCAAUCGGAGUGGAAGUCACAACAGCUGGCCCGACAGAGACCAAUUUGGAGAUGGCAGACGACAGCCUCGAUCCGGGCACAAAGAAAAGAAUGAGUCAACAAGCGGAAAGUGCUGAUGCCUACGUGAUGUCGCAAUGGCCGAUGUCUCGUGCAGCAUGCACAGCCCAGCUUACCAAUUUUGAUUACGAUCGUUUUUUGCCGUGGCAGCACUCGAUCCAAACCAACCCGAAAUAUCAGAAUCCCUUUGAAGCAGUGCAUGAAGCAUGGGUUUUGAGCUGGAAUGUACUGUGUGAUCACUUUGAAACACAGGUGAACCGCCUUCGAUUUGAUCCUUUCAAUUUUGAACAGGCACAGUUAUUAGAUUGUGAUCAAAUUCAUGGCAAUUCCAAACAUGAGCCUAUUGAACAUGUGGAUGACACCUGUGGUGCUGGUCCCAAUUCGUUCGAACAAAGUCGACUCAAAUGUGAGAAGAGUUUUGAUUAUCAAUCCAUCACUUCCCAAACAGAAACCAAAUCCAACAAGAGCCACUGUAAACUCAGCUUCGAUCCAAAUGUAGUGAUUUACUUUGGUGUUGAGGAUGAACUACUCAUGCAUUCCUGUUCCAUGAGUUUGACCGAUCUACCGACCUGGACUCACAAACCUUGGUCAAGAAGACCUCGCAAGCCGAGUCCAGCAGAGAUCGAGAACAAGCCUCUGCACAUUGAUGCGAGGAUCGCUGAUGCACAUCACAAUGUCCCUUCAACAUGGGCCACCGAACAGACUCAGGAGCAUGAAGAACCGAUCGAAGAUCCGGAAGAUGCGAACCAUUUUCUCCAUGAAGCACCCCAAUCAAUUCAAAACCUCUUUGAUGCGAUGCAAGAAGAAGGGGUCGUGACUGGGCCACGUAUCCAGGAAAGCAUCUUCCUCAGAUCUUGGUUUGUGCAUCAUAUCCAUGCGCCUCAGUGUUUCCAGUAUCGCGUGAUUGAGAUCAAUGGACAUUGGAGACUUUGGUAUCAGGAUAUCAUUGAUGCCUGGAGGGAUCGCAUUUUACCUUUGGAGCAAGUCAUCUUUGACAUUGUUCACCCAAACCCACCACGAACGUCUGCCAGCCAUGAGUUUUUAUUUGACUUGAUAGUUUCACAGGGGAUCCAAGCACCAAGAAGAGCUGGUCUCGUAACUAUCUUGCAAAGAGAUGAUCGAGCUGCACGAGCCUCUUAUGCAGUUGCAACAUCAUUGGCAGAGCAGACCAGUGGACAUCAGAUUGUACAAAAUGCGGAGUACCUUCAUGGAUGCCAAAUUUAUCAAUGUACCAUUCGUCACGGAAGAAUCCAAAUUCCUUUUUCUAUGGAACCUGUUCAUUUGAUGCAAGAUGGAGAUUCCUUCGUUGUGGGUGUUGCCAGUAGAGCAUCGGGAUCAACUGACACCGCACACGCCACGGUUGAAGUGAACCAUUCUUGUCAAGAAUAUGAACAGAAUGAUAGUGCCUUCGAACAAGAUGAUGAUCCAGAAAGACAAUCACAAAGUAAUGUGUCAUUUGACAACAUUCGCACUGGAGUGCACAUUCAUCGAUUGGGGCACCAGCAAAGUCAUGGCCGUAUUCGUUGGGAUACCAUUGAUCAUGUGCUCCUUGACGUUAGACAAAUUGCAGCAGCCAUCAUGAAUGGACAGGACCAGUCACGUCAAGCUGUCGAACUGAGUGACAACAAUCUAGAGGAAACCCAAUGUACAGCGGAAGAUGACGAAGAAAGCACCAGCCUCUUUCAGAUUGCCACAAGCACCAAUGUUGCAGUUCAUGAAUUCCAUGUUGUUUUACCGCCGAACCUUGAAGAGGGAAUCGCAGGGCACAUCAUCCUCAUCCAGAGCCCACGUGAAGACUGGGUCUCCAGUUUGAUCACCAUUUUCGACAAUUUCAUCGGCCGAAGAUCACAACACAUGAUGUAUGGAUUGAUGGACAUGAAAUUCAUACAGGAAGACCCUGGCCGGGAAGAUCUGGCCAUGCAAUCACCCUCCAGAUCCAUCGACGUGUUGCUGAUUAUUUAUACGGAUGGAUCAUCCAAAUCUGCCAACAGAAGGAAACCUCCGUUGCUGGUAGCCGAAAAGGAUCAACCGGAUGCAUGGUCUUUCGUUGUCCUAGGCGAAAUCUAUUCCAAGCAUGACAGACCAGGCCAACUUGCAUUUCUGGGAUGGCAAGCCCAACAAGUCAUGUACGAGAGUUACAACAACGCGUACACAGGGACAGAUCAAAUAGGAGCUGAAUUUGCAGAACGCGAAGCCCUGAUCUUCGCGGGACUGUGGAGAUUAGCGUUGAACUCCACAGUACCCACCAUCUUUCGAACUGACUCAAAUACCACGGCAGAUCAAGCGACUGGUCGAGCAGGUUUUGCAGAAGCCCAUCAAACACUCACUGCCCUUCGUGGUAUCUUUCAAGCGCUCGAGGCAGGCAUGAAGCCUGGUGAUCUUGAGCCUGAUGCACCCACAUCCACACUGCCAAAAGCCGCUCUCUCGCAGAAACCAGGUGACCUUAGCUUGAGCAUUGCCUCCUUAAAUGUAGGUUCAUUGUUCUUAGCUCCAGAUGGUUUCAGUGGAAAGUUGAGCUAUUUGAGACAACAGAUGCAAGCUCAUGCAAUCCAUGUCCUUGGCCUACAAGAAGCCCGGAGUCUACCGGGGCUCAGUACAGUUGAUGGCAUAUUGAGGAUUUCCAGCGGUGCGAGCAAUGGAGCACUUGGAGUUGAAAUCUGGAUUUCGUUGACGCAACCAAUCCUGAAACAGAAGAAACCCAACAGCUGCAUCAAACGCUCGGAUGUUCAACUUCUACAUAAUGAUCCUCGCAGGCUCAUUCUGCGUGUUUCUUGCCCUUUUCUGAAUUGCUUUUUCACAGUUUUGCAUGGACCGCAGAGUGGCAGGCCUCUUACUGAACGCCAGAAUUGGUGGGAAGAAACGCGCCACUUAGUUUCGUGCAUGUGCCAGCAUUUGCCGAACUAUGUCAUGCUAGAUGCCAAUGCAAAGACUGGACCGACAAGCCUGCCCAUGAUUUUCGAACAUGACGACAAGGUAUCAAGCAACACUGCGUUUUUCUUGGAGUUUCUCACGGACCUUGAGCUCUGUCUGCCAUGCACAAGUGCUGUUCACGCAGGCUCACAAAGUACUUGGAUCUCACCGGAUGGGCUACAAGAACACAGAAUUGAUUAUGUUGCCAUCCCACAGUCAUUGCUUGCACGCUGCACGUGGUCAUGCACUGUGCCUACAUUGGACACAGGCAAUGCACAUCACGAUCACAUUGCGACAGGUUUGCAAUUAGACUGGCAAGAUGAACAUGUUGGUUGUCGGCACCAGAAUACGACAACUCAUCAUGACCGCAGUAAAAUCCAGACAAACAAAAGCCUAAUUGAUUUGAGCUCUGCAGUUGUCCAGCCUUGGUCAUGCGACAUUGAAACACAAGUUCGCGCCUUGAAUGUAACGGUGCAUGAACAACUUCAACGUGCCUGCCCCAUUGACCGGACAAAGCCCAAGAAAGUGUUCAUCGAUGAUGCUACCUGGGCCCUGCGUGCAGAAAAGCUUGGUCUUAAAAAGAGGCUGAAAGCCGCACACAAACAAGCUCAGUUUGACUUACUCUGUAGCGUUUUCAAGCAGUGGGCAAGAAAGAUGUCUACAACAGAACAUGUGCAAGCCCAACAGCACUGUCAAUCCAUGCUUUGCCAGAUUCUCCGAAUCACGUGCCAGUACAGGCAAUGCACUCGACAGCUUAAACGCAAAUUGCAGAAACUUAAGAGUGAGCAGCUGCAGACCGCAAUCGUUGAUGCUGGCCACAAUGCUUCUGCAGGCAAACUUCUGCAUGUCAUGAAACCGUUCAUCGGAUCGACCAACCCCAAAAAAUGCAAAAAAGCUUGCCUUCCAAUUGUCAAAAAAGAAGACGGCAGCCUGUGCAUGACCCCUGUUGAGGCUCAGGAUAGGUGGAUCAGCUUUUUUCAACAGAUGGAGGGGGGUCAAAGAAUGCAGCAAGAAGAGUACAGGCAACAUUGGCUUCGAGGACUCGAGCAGUUCUUGCAGACUGAGACAUUUGAACUGCGAAUCCAAGAUAUGCCAACCCUGUGCGACCUGGAAGUUGCUUUUCGAAGAGUCCAAGUUGGCAAAGCAGUUGGCUUAGAUGAGGUGCCUCCUGAGAUUUGCCAUUACUGUCCGGUACAGCUUGCCAGACUGUGCUACCCGAUUCUUCUGAAAGCAGCCAUCCACGGUCAAGAAGCUAUAGAGCAUAAAGGAGGAAAGAUGGCCAUAGCAUGGAAAAAUCGUGGUGAUGCACAAGCCCCUGAGCAUGUGCAGAGAAUGCUCCAAGCUUUUCACAGAGAUACGUGGUUCCAAUUGGGCCAACAGACAGAUAUGGUCAGGACGGAGAUUGGCUCCCGUCCGGGAGACAGCUUCGCGGACGUGGUUUUUGGCCUGCUCUGGGCCAAAAUGCUCAAAAAAUUGGAGGUCAAGUUAGUCUUGAAUGGGAUUUUGGAAUCGAUCCCGGACAUUGACCUGCCACAGCCAUAUGUCCACUGUUGCGAUCAGACACAGCCCAGGAUCCCUCUUCUAGGACCGACCUGGAUGGAUGAUUUGAGUAUGUUGAUCUGUGCCCCAAGUAAUGCUGCACUCGUCUCCAAAACACAGACGGCCAUCAGUCUGCUAUUGGAUGAGUGUUUGGAUUUUCAAAUGGAACCAAAUCUCCGCCGUGGAAAGACCGAGGUCAUGUUUGCGUUCAAAGGUGCACAGUCACGUCACUACCGCAGACAGUACUACAGUGGCCAUGGAGGAUUGACGGUUGUGUGUGAACGGCAAACGUACGCAGUAUCUGUGGUUCCAAGAUAUCUCCAUCUAGGUGGAUUGAUUCAUCACAGAGAUGUUAACAAGCAAGAAAUCAAAAGACGUUUUGCCAUCGCGCAUCAAGCCUUCCAGCAACACAAACGAUUGAUUUAUCGGAACAAAAACCUCAGUUGGCAAGUACGCUGUGAUAUCUUCAACACACUCAUCAUGAGCAAGCUGCUCUACGGAUUUGAAAGCUGGACGUUUCCAACGGUCCAAAGCCGCUUGCAAAUCCACAAUGGAGUGAUGAGGUUGUACAAAAGGCUGUUGGGCGCUCCUCAUGAUGCGCACCUCUCUGACUUGGAUAUCCUUGUACAGACAAAUAUGCCUGAUCCAACAGAACUCCUUCGUAGAGCAAGAUUAAGAUAUUUUGGUACCUUGCACAACUGUAGAUCUCAUGCACAUUGGGGGUUACUCCAAGAAGACACAGCCUGGUUGGACCUAGUCAGAGAUGAUUUGCAAUGGCUAUGGCACCAGGUUGGUGACUCUGCACGCUUGGCUGACCCAGCCCAACAUUUCAUGCAAUGGAGGGAUAUCCUUGUGCAUCAUGGUGUGUAUUGGAAAAAAUUAAUCAGACGUGGUAUCCAACAUGCGUGCCUACAAAGAAAGAAGGAAUUUUAUGCCAUUGAUUUGCAUUCACGAAUUGGUCGUCUCCUGAUGCAAGAAGGUUGGAUUGACAACCUCCCUGACCAUGACAAGUCUGCCACACCUGCAGUUGAACGCUGUUUCGGAUGUAUGCAGUGCAAGAGAAAUUUUGCAUCAUUUGCCGGGGAAAGUGUCCACAUGUGUCGCACACAUGGAAUCUUUGCAAAAGAGAGAUACCUUUUCGAUGGAACGCAUUGUCCACAUUGUUUGAAAGAAUACCAUACGCACUCGAAAGUUCUGGCCCACCUGCGAAACACUGAACGAUGCAGGACGGAGCUUCGAAACCGCAAACUGCAUUGUCAACCUGCUCCCGGCAUUGGUUCUACCGCUGAUCGAGAGCUUGUUGAAAUCCAGGACGGUGCGCUCCCCCUGCUUCAAGCACAAGGACCGAAGCUGCAAACCCCUGUGCCUCGUGCCUGGGAUGCCUUCGACAUCCCAUUCCUCGAAGCGAUUUAUAUGCAUCUCGUUGAAUGUGAUCAGGAAGUGGUGCUUUAUGACUCUAUCCGACAUUUCAUUGGCGCCUAUCCAAUCAGUUGGACGCAAUGUCAGCUGACACUGGAAGCCUUUUGCAGUCAAUUCACUCAAGCAGAUGCUGAUGUUUUGGGAUGGUCACAUGCCGAGGUUUUGCAAUGCAUUCGAGCAAUGGCACAAGCCAGUUCCUGGGAAUUUCUUACCGACAAGAAGGCAGCUGUGGUUCACCGCAAACAGGCUGACCUUCAAGACUGGGAGAAUUGGUGCGCUGAUCUGGCAACUGCGCCACCAACCAGCUAG
This is a messenger RNA of Cladocopium goreaui, 7242 nucleotides long. The record is from the annotation of a GenBank genome assembly. Lineage: Eukaryota; Dinophyceae; Suessiales; Symbiodiniaceae.